Messenger RNA from Alligator mississippiensis (American alligator), 15982 nucleotides. It is a transcript of the gene LPP, whose product is annotated as LIM domain containing preferred translocation partner in lipoma. Gene Ontology annotation, biological process: cell-cell adhesion. Bases 359 to 2194 code for a protein of 611 amino acids. The transcript has 13 exons. NCBI's taxonomy places the organism in Eukaryota, Metazoa, Chordata, Crocodylia, Alligatoridae. Gene Ontology annotation, cellular component: focal adhesion; stress fiber. The record is from RefSeq and is a predicted model, not a curated record.
GUCGCUGCAGCCGGGCUCCGCCUCCCGCCGCCUCCUCCCGCCGCCGCCGCCGCGUCCCGCGCCUCCCCCUGAGGGCUGGGAAAGAAAUCCAAAGUCGUGACUCAGGAGGCGCCUUGGGAAGGAAGAAACCCUGGACGUCUUCGGCGUGGCCGUGUCUGUUCCUCUAUCUCCCGUUCGGCUCGAGAACUGAAAUCCCACGGUUUGGAGGACAUUGAACGUGCUGCCCAGCAGAUGCGGCUUUGUCCUGAAGCAGCCUUGCGGUAGUCUGUCUCCUGCCUGUCCGGGCCCCCCAGCAGACGCUCCUGUGCAUCCAGCUGCCUGCGCCGGGAGAGACCUGCCUUGUUUGAAGAUCUGAAUCAUGUCUCACCCAUCCUGGCUCCCGCCGAAGAGCACUGGCGAGCCCGUUGGCCACGUGACUGCACGAAUGGAGACCACGCAUGCUUUUGGGACCCCCAGCAUCUCGGUGUCCUCCCAGCAGAUGCCGAAGAAGUUUGCCCCCGUUGUUGCUCCGAAACCAAAGUACAAUCCCUACAAGCCGCCAGGAGGGGAUGGGGACUUCCUGCCGCCACCGCCGCCUCCUAUGGAUGAUCUUGGCAACUUCCCUCCGUCGUCUGGCUCUUUCCCCCCUCCUCCGCCUCUGGAUGAGACCGCAUUCAACGUGCAGGCGAAUCCUGGCGGCAAGACCCUGGAGGAAAGGCGAUCCAGCUUAGAUGCGGAGAUCGACUCUCUGACCAGCAUCCUGGCGGACUUGGAGAGCAGCUCCCCGUACAAGCCUCGGGUUCAACAGGGCUCUGGGAUGCCCCCCGGUUCCUCCGUGACCGCCGGCCCAGGCUCCACUCCUGUCACCGGGCACAAGCGGAUGAUUAUUCCAAACCAGCCUCCUCUCACCGCCACCAAGAAAUCCACCAGCAAGGCCCCAGCUCAGCCGUCCCCCAUCCCAGUCACUCCAGUGGGCACGCUGAAGCCUCAACCAGUCCCAGCUUCUUAUACCACCGCGUCCACUCCCAGCCGGCCGGCAUUCAACGUGCAGGUGAAAAUGGCUCAGCCCAGCCCUCACUUCCAGCCGUCCGGCCCUCAGCCCGGUCUGUACACCAGCCUCGGUCCAAACCAGCCCUAUGGACCGCAGCCGACUCGCCCCCCCGGGCCAGCCCAGUACGCUCCAUCCCAGCCCCGGGGCCCGGAGUACGGAUACGCUCCCCAGCUCGCGCGUCCGUCAGAGUCUGGCUACGGCUACGCGGCACCCCAGGGGCGUUACCAAGACCCUUACUACGCCGGGGGCCCUGCCUACGGAGGAAGAAACAGCUCCGAGCCGCCCUAUGCUCCCCAAAACACCUGGAAGCCCGAGCCGGCGUAUCCCGCAGCCAACACCAUGGCCCAGACCCCCGCGGGGAUGUACCAGCCGCCCGGCACAAAGAAGACCUACAUCACCGAUCCAGUCCUGGCACCGCAGCCGCCACCCUUGCAAGCAAAGGGCGGGUACCCUGGUUCUGGCCCAGCAUCAAAUGCUCCCGCCUUCAGACCAGAGGAUGAGCUGGAGCACCUGACCAAGAAGAUGCUGUACGACAUGGAGAACCCUCCCUCGGAUGACUACUUUGGCCGUUGUGCUCGUUGCGGCGAGAACGUGGUGGGGGAAGGCACCGGCUGCACCGCGAUGGACCAGGUCUUCCACGUGAACUGCUUCACCUGCAUGACAUGCAGCAGCAAGCUCCGGGGCCAGCCUUUCUACGCGGUGGAGAAGAAAGCCUACUGCGAGCCCUGCUACAUCAACACGCUGGAGCAAUGCAGCGUCUGUGCCAAGCCCAUCAUGGAGAGGAUCCUUCGAGCCACGGGGAAGGCCUACCACCCCCACUGCUUCACCUGCGUGAUGUGCCACCGCAGCUUGGACGGGAUCCCCUUCACCGUGGACGCCGGCGGGAACAUUCACUGCAUUGAGGAUUUCCAUAAGAAAUUUGCACCGAGAUGUUCUGUGUGUAAGGAGCCCAUCAUGCCGGCUCCGGGUCAAGAGGAGACCGUCCGCAUUGUGGCUUUGGAUCGCGACUUCCACGUUCAGUGCUACCGGUGCGAGGACUGUGGCGGCCUCCUGUCUGAAGGGGACAACCAGGGCUGUUACCCUCUGGAUGGACACAUCCUUUGCAAGACCUGCAACUCUGCUCGGAUCCAGGCACUGACUGCCAAGGCCAGCACUGACCUCUGAGCCCCCACCGCGACACUCCCAAUUUGUCUGCUGGGGAAUUGCACAAGCGUUGCUUUUAGCCUGACUCCUUUCCAACCUAAUUCUCGAUUGAAAAGGUAAAACUGGAAGGCCUUGGACCAAGAGGGCUGGUUCCUAAGUGGGGUUCUCCUGAACCUCCAAAUGAUUCAUCUUGCCUGAGAUAAAGCUGAAACUGUUGGGUUUGAUUCUUCUCUUACAUGUGUGACAGUCUGAUCCAGUUCUUGCUGGAAGCCCUGAGUUGUUUUGCAUUGAUUUUUAAUGAGAUUGGGAGUGAAGUCUCUCAAUUAGAGCUUGCUCCAUAGUAACAGACUGCACGCGUGUGAGACGAGAAGCCGUGUCUCAACACGGCCUACGCAGCGCUGACCCCGCCGAGCUUUCACGUACGUGUGGCUUGUAGGGGGACCCACAGUUGGACUCUCCACCUCUCCCUCAUGUCCACGCUUGUCUCCAUUCCCUUCCAGUUUAAUACCCUUUUCCUUUUUUGUUAUACAAUCAUAGUUUACUCUUGCUUAAAUGUAUUCAGUAACAAUACUUCCAACUCACAGAUGCUUAAACAUUUCUGUAUGAGCAAUGGCUGAAAGAUCUCAGCUCGCACAUAUGCUCACCCAUACACAUGUUGGUUUACUAGAGAUCGGGAGCCAAUUAUGUACGUUGAGAAGCGAUGUUAAUUAAGUUUGGGUCUGAAAAGGUUCAAAAGCAACCCCACGUGGUUACAGUGAUGCUGACUAAUAAUCAUUACUAUCCAUGAGCAAUGCUCAAAAACCCUUAAGCCAGCCAUCGAUCAGUGCAGCGGUGUAGAAACCCAAUGCAUGGGCAGGGGUGGUUUCCAGACUGGUAAAGUCAUGCCAUUUUGAUCCACCCUCUGCUGACAUCAAUGGAAAGAUUCCCAUUGACUUCAAUGGGCGUUGAAUCAGACCGGAAGGGGCUUUUGCAGCAUACUUGAACAGGAAUUACAGUACGAGGCACUAUUCAAUUCUGGGCCCUUUCCAAAGAGCUGACCCAGUUCUUUCUCCAUCUUGAGAGUCCCACAGGGGCAUUUUUGCUGCCAAACAGGAAAAGAGGGACGUGGUUCUGCUUGCCUUUGCUUUUAGUUUCAUUCCAAUCAUUUUUUUUCUUCCCAGUGAAGAAACAUCAUUUUACAGGAACGGCGGAGUGAUUGGCGUUCCAGGCAAAGGGGACACGCUAAUCCUCUCUUCCAGGAGUUAAAAAUUAAGACCAAGGUCAGCGAACACCUGGGCACGGGCAGCUCUUGGAGGUUUGCCUUGUUUUGUUGUGUUUGUUAAUUAAGAACCGAAUUAUAAAUCUGCAGCUCGUUUUGCGGGAGCUUUAAUACUCUUGUUUACGAAACCUCUAAUAACUAAGGUGCAAAUUACAGAACGAAGGAGCAAUUUUCAUAUCACUGAAUUGACAUUAAUGUCUUAUUUGCAGAUGUAAUCAAAAAGAAUACCUCUCUGUGCACUUACCAAAUUACAAGCUGGAGUCAAAGCCGUUGAGGGGUGAUUGACCAUAUUAAUAACAAACUGGUGGAUUUGACUAUUAAGUUUUGUGAGGUUUUUUUUCCUCUGGUGCACACAGUAAUAGAAAUGGAAAAUACAGUGCUUUCCUUUUUAGCACAAAAGCCCAGCAUAAUUAUAACUUCCCAUCUAAAUCCCUGUGGAUGGGAUGAAUGGCUGUAAAGCAUGGGAAAAGAUGGAAAAUUGACUCUGACUGUAACUCCUGGAAUUGGUAUGCUUCCUUUCCGUUCUGCAAAGUCCCGUUGCAUGUCACAGUGAACAACUCCAUGUCCAUAGUUAUCGAGCCAUUGUACUGAAUUAGAGAAUUGGGGUCUGAUUGUCCUGUCCAUUAGUGCAGGUAUGCGCUGGGCAAACUCCAUUGGCUUUACCCUAAUUAGCCCCAUAGCAACCUGUGGGAUGUUUGAUCCAUGGAAAGGAAUUUUUCUCCUGUAUGGAUUUCCUGGCAGGGCAUCAACUAUGCAAAAGCAUCUCAUCUUCAUAUCAAAAUUUCACACCCAGCUUUCACAAAUGUUACCGGCCGUAUGCAGGCAAUUCGUCGUCACUUGUCUCGGCACGUUUUUUUUUAAUAGGUUGCAUUUGGGCUUCUCACCACUGGCGAUGGCAACUCAGGUCAUGUUGAGCUCGCUCAUUUUACGUGCAAAAGAAUGUUAAAUAAGUGCUGUUUGAAUGAUCUCUGCCCAAACGGGGAAGUUCAGCCCGCCGACGGUGCCUUCCUUUUCAUCACACAUCUCAUCGUGUUCGUGCCUCGGUCGUGGGUUCCUUAGCGCCUCCUUGCCGAAGCACGACGGGAGUGUGAUGUCUGCCGUGGAGGAAGUCACGGAGCGGGCGGCAGAUCUAGCUCUGAACUUCCAUAUCCUUGCAGGUUUAAAUUGGACGGUUGCUGCAUCUUUAUAGCUCCGAAUCACACAUUAGAAAGCGAUGAGAAACAGCUGCUGUAUCUACGAGGUGGGAACGUGAUAUGGCUUGAGAUCGAGGCUGCGGGGUUCUCCUGAUAACCACAGACUAGAUUUUGGCCAAGCCACGUGUCGGUAACCUCUCCCUGCACACCAGGACUUAAUCGUGCAAACCGACUUCCCACGUGGUGCGAUUUUAAUUGCAUUCAUUAUAGAAUGGCCCAAAUGGCAGCAUCCAGAUCCAGAUCCUCUCUUUCCAAAAUAUCUGCCCGUGUCUGGAUUUCAGGUUUUAAAUUAAGUCAUUCAAGAACCAAGAAUAAGCCCGGACGCCCUGCCCCGAACCUCCGAGCAGGUGGGUGCGUUGCAGAAAGGGUCUCGAGAGGUCUCUGGAUCGGAGGUGCUCAAAAGGGCAUAAGCAUUGCUCUCCUUCCCUGAACAGCAGCUGUUUUUCAGACUUAAAAUAUCCAAGCAAAACUCUUAUUUCUUUUUAAAUAACACUCAGAAGCAGUGACCCGUUUGAGUGCGUGAGUGAAUGCUUAGAAUAGUUUUUUUGUUUUAAACGCAUUUGUUUGUGGUGCCUACAUUUGCCAUGACUGUUCUGGAAUGGGAAUGUUAUCUGUGUGACAUAGAGGCUGUCAUCACUUAUCCGCAUGUCCGCCCCGUUCGACCAGGGUCUGAAGCGAGCGUGCCGACGGGCCGUUGCGGCGCGUUCGUGCACCGCCCAAGCAUUGCUUCGUCACAAUCUUGAGCUUGUAUUUAUUAUGUAUCCUCGGUUAUCUCUUUCCAAAGAAAAAGCCUUGAUGCCAAAGAGACCUUGUUCUUUGAAGGUCCCCUUCAAGUCCUGAUAUCAAGUCGUAUCAUCUCCCCAGGGCAGUAACGCUCCAAAACUUUCCUUUUACAAGGAGUUCGACUAUUACCUAGACCUUUUUCCUUGGAGGCUCUUUGGCUUUUCUAGCAUGCCGUAGAAAAUGGAGCCUGAUCUAGUUUCAUAUUGCCCAGGUGGAGAUGUGAGACCCAGGAUCAAGCCCAGAUCCAGCAAACUAUUUAAUCCCGGGCUUAAAUGCUUGCUUUAAGCGUGGGCUUAAAUCUGUUCCUCAGUAGGACAUACAUUUAGGACAUCAGAUUUGGUUGCCUUGGUUACAGCCAAAUCCCCUGGCACACCCCCAAAGUGAAUUCUAGUUUUGUUUUUGUGUUAGCGUGAUGGCUUUUUAUUGUCAUUUAUUGUUUUAUUUUAAUCAUUGCCUGAAUGUUACCUUUUCAAGCAGAAGGCGACAUCACAGCUUUAGCCUAUCCGAUAAUGCACCUUUGAUUUUUUUUAUAUAUAUAUAUAUAUAUUUUUUUUUUUUAAAUAUUAAUUUAGGGGUAUUUUUAGCACUGCUGCCAAACACUAGUCACCAUGACAUCUAGCAGAGUGAAGCUUACCAUUGAGCUGUAAGGCAGAGGCAAGACUUACGGGAAGCCUUGGCCAGGUUUUGGCGUGUGGGGAUGACUUGCACCCCAAUUCUUCUGCAGAUGUUGUGCCAGUAUUGCACUUGGUCACAGAUGAAGUCCAUCGGUGGUUUGGAUAGGAGGCUGCCAACCUGGGCAAGCAUAGUGAUUCCUCGCCUAGAUGGAAAGGAGGAUUAGGUCUUCUUGGAGAUAAUUCCCCAACAGCUAGUGGAAGCACAAAGGGCACAGCAGACUCCUCGUCGGAGUCCUCCCCGCCAAGAAGAUCUCUUGGGGAGCUCUUUGCUAGGACAUCCAGUGCUUUGCUACUUCGCGUCUAUCUGAAGAGCUCAAAGCCUUUUUCUUUUGCAUUUUCAGUUGCGUCUUGUUCCUAUCCAUUGUUUGAAUCCUGCCUUGGUUCAUCCAGCAGCGCUGAUCUUAUUUUACAUAGCUGUCGCAGCUGUCAGUCAGGACCGACAGGCAAAGACGUGCUGCCGAUUGGCGCGGUGACACUCGAAAUAGCAAACACGAGCCGUGUGCCGAGAGCCGAUGGAUGGCAGGGCGCGAGGAGUGACGUGCAAACAGAAGUGGAGCGGGACGCAGCAACACUACUUAGCACCAGAGAUGGUCACACUUUAACACUACACUUCUCUCGUUGUUGUUAAAAGUCGGGGCCCUUUCCGACAACAUUUCGGGGGGGGGAGAAACUGCAAAUGCUAACAACACGUUCUCUUUUAACAAUGUUUUCUGCAGCAUUAUUUUAUGAUAUUUGAAUCAGAUUUAUUGAAAUUUGCACUCGUGGCUUUUUUAAAUAGGUAGUAAGGGUGUUUUUUUUUUUCCAUUCUUCAUUUUCUUCCUUGGUAUUUUUGAUAUAUGAAACAAUUUGUAAUGACUUGGAUAACUUUUUAUAGGAUAGCGCCACAAAUGAAGAAUGGGAAAUAACCCCUUCUUUGACCCCGUGACAUUUCAUACAACAUCUUUUCUUCAGUUUUGAAUGACUUGACUUCUGGGAGGCCCCCCAUCUUCCUAGGGCAGUGAUUCUCAACCAGGGUUUCGUGGUGCACCGGGUGCCUUGAGGGCCAUUCAAGGGUGCCACGGGUUUACCGCAAGGUUUUAGGUGUGCAAACUUAAUUCACAAGAUCAACCCAGAGGUUUCACACACAAGUUCACAGCGUUAAAACCCUUGUGGUCUUUCUGGGGUCUUUGCAACAGAAGAAUUACGGUACUCUAGUAUUUUUCCGUAGUCCAAAAACCAGCAAAAACACAAAGCGGUGGCAUUUUCCAAGGGGUGCCUCGAGUCCAAUGAGGGGUGCCUCGAGUCUAAAAAAAAGGUUGAGAACCGCUGUCCUAGUUGAUUCAACCCAACUAAUAUGGCUGUCUUGAGAAAAACAGUAUUACUUCUUUUGGGAACAGUGUUGUCUCCAUUCUUCCAACCAGCCGAUGAGCAUUUAGGAAGAUGAUGAGCGUGGCAGUUGCUAUGUCCUUUAUUUUAAGGGGUGAAGGGUGCAUGCAGAUUAUUGCAGUUGCUAUCAGGAAACACUAACUGACCCUCCCUCGGAGCCUGGCUUCAUCCCUUCGAGCUUGGGAAAGGCAUUACUCCAAAUACAUUUCCAGAGAUAUCUCUAGUCUUCCUUUACAUUUCAGUUCGAAGGUGCAACGGUUGAUUCGUCUAUCCAGGCCCUUAGUUUUGCAUUGAUGAACCAUGAAGAUAGCACCACACCCCUUCUUUAUCCAUUUGUGAAACCAUCCAGUCUAUUUGGCGCCUCUCUGUGCAAUGGAAAUGUGUACCCUAAUCAAGGGCUCUCGAUGGACUUGUAGCAUUGAAGUUCUCAGAUGUAACACUGACAUCCUCGACUUUUUACAAGAAAAAACACUAAUGGAAACUUUGCAACGGUUGGUUUAGGAAUAGACCCACCCGCACGUCCACAUUGCACUGUUUGGAGACGAUGACUGAUUUGACAUACAGUCGAGUAAUUGGUGCUGUUCCUAUUACACAUGCCCUUUCUUCAUCACUACUCUCCAUCGCUUUGGCAUUAUAAAUAAGAUUCCCCCUCUGAUUCUGUAGCUGAGUUAAUAGGAGCAAUUUUAAAUGGUCUUUUUUUCCUUGUUUUUGGGGGGUUUUGUGCAACUCUUCCCAAUUAUUUUGACAUCUCAAGAAAAGGGGCCGAGAACGGUGACCUUUCCAGUGGUUAGAGUCCGUGUUUGCAGCUCCGUCUCCGUCUCCCUCGCUCACCCCAGGUCACUCGCACGGCCUUUUGCACCCUCUGUGUGAGCGUGUCCACGUGUGUAACGAGAGUACCUGCCGCUCAGACGUGUCGUGAGACUCAGCCAAUACUUACCAGAUUGAUUCAGCUCUUGAAUCAAAGCAGCCCUAUGCAUCCAUAGCAUCAGAGGCAGGGGAUCCACGUGCCUGCCAUGCGAAUCUCAAAAGGAAGUGAUUAUACUCGUUGCUUUUUAAAUGAUACUGAAAUUGUACCUUAAAUCUUCCUUAAAAUUUACCUGAAAAAUCAGUCAACGUGAACCACAGAGGCAUAGGAAAGCAGGGACUUAUCAGGGAGAAUCCAAUCAGAUAUUUGUUUUAAGGAUGAAGGGUAGGGGUGUGUAUAUAUAUAUAUAUAUAUAUAUAUAUAUUCCUUCAAAACUUGAGAUGUUUGUAGUUUUUCUCCUGUAUGUAUUUAUUUAAUAUCUUCCUAUCAAUGGGGCGGCUGCAAUUCUCACUUGCGAGGGAUCAAAGGGUCGAUCUGGUCUAGCGCAUGGAGUUUGUACCUUAUUUCUGUUCUUUCAAGAGGUCACUGGCUUUUUUUUUUUUUUUGCAUAAUUAGAUCUCUUUAUAUAGAGACCAGUCAAUACGAAUCUUUUUUUAGUCCGCGAGUAUUUUUUAAUUAACCAAAUCUCGGGUCGGCGGAAAAGCGCUGGGUUGUUGGGGGGUUUUUUUGCUCUAUAUAAACGCUGCGUUUCAUUGAAAAGACACAAUCAGCAUCUCCCUAUAUAUCUGUGUGGUCAUUUUAUUGCUGUUCUACAUCCAAAACUAAUAUUGAGCCAGAUUGCAAAGGCAAACACUCGAUGUGACCUAGUUCUUUUGAGCAGCGAGCAUCUUUUGUCGGCUCAGCUCCUGCUUGUUUGUGCGGCUUUUUUAAAUGCUGGAUUGCAAAAUGAGAGUUUCCUAAAGAGGAAAAGAAAAUGGUGUUUGAUGGGCAGGAAAUUCGGGGUUCUCCGGCCUGGCGCGUUUUUCCCUUUGAAUUCAACGGUCGUAGUGUUUUAGGCUCAUGCCGGGACACGCAGUCAGUUUGGCCGGUAGUCCGAUUCAUCCCGUUGCCCCUAAGCGGCUGCAGCCCCGCAAAGCUUUUCAGCAGUCCUGGCUGCCUUCCCUAGCUCCCAUUUGGUACGUAUUUGCACAAUUGAACCGAGCUUUUCUUUCUGCGGGAGGUCAGAUGGGAGCGAUACGAAACACUACAUUUUCUAAACAAGCGGAGCCGUUGCAGCCGCGGCGCUGGGGGCAGGACCGCGACUUUCGGUGGCUGCUCCGCUCUGCAGGGCGAUGCUGAGAGCGCCCGUCCCUGGCACGGGAUGCAAAACCACAGCCGUUGCUUGGUAGUAAAGUGCUUACUGGAGCCCAGCUGCCCGGCUCCGGCGUCGCCCUUCCGGCAGCUUUCCCUCUUCCUUGCACGAAGGGAAACUUUCCCAACCCGGGGCGUAUAUUUAGCCUUUCUCUUGUGUAAGAAGCUGGCAGCGCUGGAUGCUCCUUAGGAUUCUUGCUGAAACCUCGGCGAGCCACGGAUGAAUGGCUUGUGUUUUUUAGUUUUUUUGGUUUGGUUUGGUUUUGAUGAGAUUAGACAUUGCAUAUUGAUGAGCGAGCGUUUCAAAGGUCCGUGGGGCUUUGGUACGUAUUAAGAAUCUCUGAAGUUAAUAUUCGCCACGUUUUCCAUAUUCAGAAGGAGCGAUCUGCAUAAAAUGGCUUUUGAUAUCCGUGUAUCGUGGGAGGGGGGUAGGUUUUGAGCAAACACUAGGGGGUUGUGGCUCAGCUGAUUUGUGCUUUUAAAGCCUCUCUUUGUUCCCACGUAUCAAAACCAUCAUGAGAUAAGCAGCCCUGGUGCUGCUGACAAGCCAGUCUGAGCAGCGGUGCUGGUCGUGGAGCCAGUCCUGGCUUCACCGGGAUUUCCUGAGGCUGGUAUGGGUUAAGCCCCUGAAUUAGGUACCAUAUUUCCAGUGGGAGUCGAGGCACAUCCUUGCCUGGUCCUGUGGCUGAGCUCCUUUCCUUCCAGUUCAUACCAUUGCACCGGCAGCAGACGCGGGCAGCCGUGAAGGCUGGCCUCGAGACGGUGGCUCUCUCGUGUCCGCACACUUACUCUUUCCAGAUGUUGAAGCCUAGCUGCGGUCAGGCUGCCUUUAAAGUAUGUCAGGGCAGCCUUUUGGGGGUGGAAUGACUGUCAGGCAAAUGCUUCUGCGGAGGCCGUGAUCCCUGUCUCUAUGGGGAGAAAGACGGGGCGAAUACAGCCUGCAGAUACAGCUUUCCAGUGCCGUGCUGGCCCUCCCAGUCUCCCUUCAGCUUGGCUUCCCUCCAGGCAGGACAUUUGGACAUAGGCUGCUUGUGGCAUCCGGUUUUUCCUUUGCAAUCACGACUCCUUCCUUCGCAGGGGCCGUGUUUCUGAGAAGAGUGGCCAAGCCUAGCUGGGGGGAGAAGGAGAAAGCUGCCUUCAUUUUGGGCUCACAAAUGUCGCACAUCCCUGGUGCUAUCACCUUAUCGCUCCCUUGCACCUGUUGACAAAGGUGAGGUUUGAAAUAUUAACAGCGAGGGCUUUUCGGCCUUGAAAACCCUGCCAGAUUGCCAGCAGAACAAGAGAGUUUAAGGUUCGCCCUUCGGCCCACGCUUGCACGGUUUUGAUUUGAAAUGAGGUUGUCCCACUUGCAAAAGUCCAACCAAACGGACGCUUUCCGUUCUUGCAAAGAAAGGACGACUCCAGCCGGAGCAAACCCGUGUUCGUCACACCCGGGACGUUUCCUCGGAGGGCUCCUGGAGCCCAACCGCUCUCCGUAAUAAAGGGCAGAGCCCGUGAUCGCAGCCUGCGCGGUGAUCUUACCUCCCCACAUUACGAUUUACUAGGUAUCGCAGUGCUGGCUUCGGUCCAUGCGUUGGCUGCUCUCCAUCCGGGAGACCGCCGUGCAAAGAUGCAGGGACUGCAGGUGGGGGAGUCUUCCUCUUUCUCAGGCAUCGGCGUGGUUUUAGGCUUGCAGCAAAGCAGACGGGGAACGGGAGAAAGCGUUACCAACCCUGCACAGGAGAGCGCGGGCUGCGUGCCAGGCGUGUAUUUUCGGAGACCUUGGAAUGCAUGUAAGAAUGAACUUUUGAAUCCUUUUCAGGCCCUAACUAGCAUGCUUUCCAGGGAGGGAGUUUACAUACCAGCGUUUCACUGAUGGCAGCAGUUUCUGGAGGGCUUGAACUUUCUUUUGGAGCUAAGAUUGCAGCCCGCACGGUUGCAAAGAGGGCUCUUGUCCAGAGCCACGGGGCUGCGCACGCAUGGCAGGGGGAAUGCAAGGCAGGGGUAACUUCAGCAAAGUUCAAGUAGUAGCAAGCAACAACGAGCAAGCCUGGGAUCAAUUGUGAGCCCUUCAUGCCACCCAUUCGUCUCCGUGACCCUGAAAGCUGCCGGUGACUAAGCAAGACGGUCACCUGAAGAUCCAACCAAACAAAGUGUUAACUCUGAAACCUAACAACGACCCCAUGAUUUGAAUGUAGUUGAAUCUGAGCUAAUUGUUCUGGCAGAAAGCUCCCAGCUCUUCUGGGAAGUGGACUAGAGUUUGGAAACGCUGGUUAAACAACAAUAGAGUACUCCUUAUACAUUAAAUUGCAGCCCUGGGGCUAUCUUGGCUGGAUGGCAUGGUAAGUGUAACAGUAUAUGCAAAAAAAAUAUUAACAACCAAGCAGGGAUAUUUGAAAUGCCCCUGAUGCUCUUAUGCAAACCCAAAACCUUCCCUUCUUCUCAAGCUUGCACUAUCACACCUUCCCCCUUUUUUUUUUUUUUUUGAAGUCUGACUUUGUAAAAAGCACAAAGAUGAUUUUUUUUUUAACUCUACUUCUAAGAAAGUCGAUACUUAAAAGAGGGGAAAAAUCUCCCUCUCAAACACUUGGGUUUUUCAGGCUUGGAAAUAAUUUCUACACCUGACCCAGUUCCUGCAGCUGCCAAAAAAGAAAAGAGAACGCUAUUUAAAUUUUUCAGAGAACCAUUUAUCUCUGAAAAUAUGCCAUAGCAAUUUGAGGUGGGGGUGGAGACUUAGCUAUUUAUCUCCACAGCCUGAUAUUUCUCUUUAUGUUUCUAACUGUCAAGGGAAAAGAAAGGGGUAGGAAGCUAUUCUUGGGCUAUUAUUGAUGUAUUGUGUUGCCAUUAUGUAGGAUGUCUGCUUUCCUAUACACUGAAGGACGUUAAUAAUAGCUCUCUUUCCCCCAGUCCCUCUUUGGGAAGAUAUGGAUACGACCUGAGCCCCACUGCCCUUUUCAGUACAUAUCUAUUUUUUCAAUACUCAUUUCUAUACCGGUUUUGGGAGCAGGGCACAUCAAGCGGAGUGAGAUGGGGCAUCUCCCCAGCUUUUCCACCCACCUGCUUUCUAUUUCAGGUGAACCGCGUACCUAUUCCCCACCUGCUCCUUCCUGUUUUAGACUGUAAAUGCUUCUCUCACUCGAUCUUUAUACGAAGCCUCGUGCGACAGGACCUUGCGUCUGAUAGGGGCCGCGGCGCUGCUACAGAAGGGGAAAAAAAAACCCACAUCCGUUUGGUCUUACGUUAAAAAUAGGCAGCGCUGCUUGGGGAAAACGACUAGGAAUCUGACACCGCUGCAUUUAAACUCAGCCUAAAUUACUGAAACGUCACACUUCCAGGGAUGCGGGGCUUGCAUUUAAUAGGCCAGAUGGAUUAGCAAUGCACGUGGCGAACAGAUUUAAAAUAAUGCCAGCGUUCAGGGUCCCCUGAAGCGUUGGAAGACCAGUGUCAGCAACACAAGGUGGUAACGAAGGCUGUGAAGCCGCCUCCGAGCAGAAAGUGGAAGCGCACGAUGCAAGGGAAAAGCAGAGGACAGAAGCAAAGGGAUGGAUGUAACAGGCCUGAGGGAGUAUGGACCCCCCGCCUCCGUUUUGCAGGAGAGCUGCAUGCAACUCGUGAGAGUUUCUGAAAAUCAGGCCCACAUCUCUUCAGUCCUUUGGUUAUCAUUACUCGUCUCGUGGUCGUGCUGCGCCGAGCCCUGUAUAAAGGCCGGGGGUGUCCGUGCUCCCCGUGGAGAGAUACCGGAGCCAGCACCAAUUGCACAAAGCAAGCAGCACCCCGUUGCAUCCAUGCAGUGCUCUGCUUGGGCUAAGUCACCCUCAGGGGCCUGGAUUGACACGACCGUCCUCCGAGACCUGAGCUACCUGGGUUCCCUGCACAUGAUGGAUGCUCAGGGUCCUUACCUUGAAGAGGUGGCAGAGGCAAUCAUUUCGGAUUCAUCAACUUUGAAGACCGGGUCGCACCUAUUUCCAGUCCCAAACAGGAAUUCAAGCAGGUCGUGCUUCUUCAUCUGGGAAGCAGCUUGCAUCUCGAAGAGGAAGAGGCGCACCGCACUGGUGCAGCUUGUCUUUGGUUUUUUGGGUUUUUUUUUUUCUUGGUGCCUGCUCCUAAAACAAGAAUGAGAAAAAUGCUGUGAUCUGCAACAAGGAGCUGAAGCCAAAGUCAGAUAAGUCCUGUGCAAACAGCACGUGACUUCGGCAGCCGUAGCUGGAGGAUCUUCUGUGGUUUCUGCAGAUGGGCAGCGUAGCGCUGGGAGAAGGGAAGGACCCACUCCUGAGACCUCUCCAUCGCUCUCUCCACACAGGGCGGGCCCGGCAGUCUGGUGUCUGGUGCUUUCCCGGUGCUCUCGUUUAGUUUUACUUCCCACUUCUACAGCAGGCCUUCAGAGCACAAUCCUCCUGCUAGAAACGUGCGUUUCCUCUCGACUGCUAAUCCUGGGAUUAUGUGCAAUGAUGAUGGGAGAGCAGGAAUUCUUCGUAAUUAGGCCACCUUUGCCGUGGUGCUAAUUUGCCAUGCAGAUGGCAGCAUGGUUUAAACCAGGGGUGUCCUGCAGGCCGGAUCCACCCUUGGACUUGACUUGCAGGCCACGUCUGGCAGGUAUUAUGGACCAGCCUCGUGCGGGCGCCGUGUGCAACACUAUCCUGGACCAGUGGGCAUCACAGGAACUGGGUCCUGCAUGCUGGGGGAAAUGGGAGAGGGGUGUUUCUGGGCCUGAUGCAGCUCGCAGAGUCAACCACACCGCUCUUCCUGCCCAUGGGGCGGGUGAGAUGAUUUCCCAGAGAGGUGGUGGCAUCUCCAUCCUUGGAGGUUUUGAAGACCCGGCUAGACAAACCCUUGGCUGGGAUGAUAUGGUUGGGGCUGGCCCUGCUCGGAGCAAGGGAUUGGACUAAAUAUGACCUCCCAAGCUCCUUUCCAACCUGAAUUUUCUAUGAUUAGAUGAGUUUGACACCCCUGGUAUAAAUAGGAAACAGUUUGCACUGAAAUGCACAGGCAGAGGUUAUGGUUCCCAUUGAAAUACGUUGAGAUUGUCCACCUUGUUCUUAAAAAAAAGAGGCCUGGCACUUUCUGCUCCACCCCACGCCUUACUGACCGCUCUGGAAGGGCAGGAAGCCCCUUUGGAUUCGGCCUUUGGACAUUCACCGACUCUCCCGUGAGUCUGAUCCAGGUCUGUGACCCGUCUCUCUGUCCAGUCCGCGGUAUCCGUAAUGUGCCUUGUAGCCAUAGCUGCUAAGCACCUGAGAUGCAUCUUAGCCAGCAUGGUCAGAAGCUCGUAGCUGUAGGCAUUUUGCAGGAACAUCCCUCUUGGACAUUGCUCUUUUCACUAAGUGCCUGUUCUCAAAGCCAUAACCCUUUAGGUUUUUGCUGCAAUGGAGGGAAAUGAGUAUGCAGCAGGGAGGAGAGCUACCAAUGCAGGGCCAGGCGGCAGCAAGGUUGCAUGGCAGAAAUCUGUUCUCCUUUGCGAUGCCUCGCACACGUGGAUUCGCCUUGCACACACAGUUGCCUUGUGGAUCUCUUCCUGGGCAGAGGGCUGUGCUGCGCUUGCUCUGGUCCUGCUGGGAGCAGGGACGGGUGGUUUUCCUGCGCAGAGGUCAUUAGCAGGGAGGACGGCACCUUUGCUUUGCAUGCCAAAGACAAGCUCCACGGCAGGGUCUGCUGUCGGACACGCCGUGCCUUUGAAUCCUGUUGAAGGUGAGUUGAGGUCUCGCGAUUGCUCCGAACUUGCGGGCACCGGAGAGUGCCCCUUGCAUACCUACGAGGGGCCUGAUCCUUUCACGGAGGUCUUGCCCAGUCCUGCCCCGCAAGGGGCUAAGAGCACCCUCGCCUCCCGUUGAACCGAUCAGCCCCCGUGCUCUCUUCCUCCUGGCUUUAUGGAUUUGAAGGUGCUCAGUAGCUAGCCGCACGGGCCCGUCAGGCCAAAUAUGAAGUUUACUCUCUGGUAACUUGUGCACAUGGAUUUCCAAAUCCCGUAUUCACCUUGAUGCUGAGGGCAAGUCCAGCACAUCCACGUUUUCUGUAUUUAUAAAUAUGCAAAGAGAUAUAUUUUUGUUCUCAGCUAGUUACCUCUCCUAACCCGCCUAUUUCAGAGCAACCGGCAUAUAUUUUUUAUUCAACACCUGAAAUGACUUUUUUACACUAAGAGAAUGAAAGCUGGUAGAAGCAUGUGUUUUUCUGUAUUUUUAUUACGCAUUAUCCAAUUAUAUUGAGAUGUAUUUUCCUCUUUGCUCUGCUCUUUCUGUUGUUAUCCUUACUUUAUCAGUUAUGCUUUUCUAAUGUUUUGUAAGGGAAAAUAAAUAUGCAAAAUUGCCAGAUGCCUUUCCCCCCCUCACCUCCCUCCUUUGCAGAAGGAGUAUCACAAAUGCUUUUUAUUACAUUUUACCAAUCCAAUAAACUCCUUUAUAAAUUUCA